UUUAUGUGAUAGAAAAAGUGCCUAUCAUUUCAAGUUUUGCCGUAUGAUUAUCGUAUCAUAUUUGCCUGGUGAGCAAUGACUUGUGCCGAGACAAGAUGGUCUACUGGGCCACAGUCAAGACGUGGUUCCUCAAGGCAGAGGAUGAAUAUAUCCAGAAUGUCAACAGGGAGCAGUAUUCACCCCCGUGUGACCUUCAACAGCCCCUUGUGGCGAAAAGACUACAUCAAGACCCCGACAAGUCCAGAGCCAACCUCUGAACAAAUCAAGGAGAUGGAAGAUCGUUUCAUAUUGGACUGCAUCAUCGUCGAGAAGAAACGAUACAAAUGGAGUCCUGACAUCAUACCGAAAUACGACGCUCUCAAUGAUAACUAUGCGCGCGCUUACUUCCAGUCAAAUUUAGUUCAACGUGUUUUAAAGAAGACUGUCUGGGGUCAAGGGGUAAGAAAAAUUUGCAGUGUAAAUGCAUUGCAAAGCAGACUAACAACUCUGUCCCGCAACCAAUGGUGGCUCCAUAAAGUCAUCGAAUGGGAUUUUAAAUCCGACAGGUGGUUCAAGGCAGGGGUGACGCCAGGAUUUGCCCGACUGGUGGGGCGUGUCCCCGACGAGAGUAUAGUGGACGUGGUCAGGUGUCACUCAAAACCUCUCACAACUGUUUCAGGGCGAAGCCCACGAGAAAACAAAGGCGGCUGCUCGAUUGAUGGCCCAGUCAUCGAUAGGUUCAUGGAGUCAGGUGCCGGCUACAAAUACUUGCACGCAAGAAACGACGCCCCCAGUGCUGCCAAAGCUGGUCAUUCAAAAGACCAAGUGAAUGGGCAUGCGCAGUUCAUGGAGGAUGCCAAACCAAAUUUUGGAUACAACGGGCAGUUCGGGUAUCGUCGGAAUACGCCUUGGCUUCGUCAAGUUCCAUCACCAUUUGGCACGAGCAGUCGGUCUCCAACACAUUAAUGAACUGUUAACGCUAAACUAGCCAGAUAAUAUUUGCGCAUGCACUGAUUAUGGAAAGGCAGUUUGCUGCUAAUAAAAGAAGGAAAUAUGCCUACGUCAAAUAGGUUUCACUUUAUGCGGAUACAUGAAAUUAUCGGCGUACGUUAUAUUAGCCUACGUAAUUUUUUUCAUGUACAAUUGCCGUUGCGCUUUACACGUACAGUAUGCCAAUUUUUUGGCACACGGGUUGAAGAAAUCGGAAAUGGAGAAAUGCUUGGAAGAGAACAUGUUUUGGGGAGGGACUUAUACAAACCAUCCAGUUACAGAUUAUCAUACUAAUCGUUCAAAUUGUAUUUUAAUCACUGAACGCUUUUUUUGGUAUAUUAAAACAAAAAUAUUUAUUGAUGACAA
Molecule: messenger RNA, 1335 nt
Organism: Anneissia japonica
Lineage: Eukaryota; Metazoa; Echinodermata; Crinoidea; Comatulida; Comatulidae
Exons: 6
Coding region: 76-945 (289 amino acids)
Source: RefSeq, a predicted model, not a curated record